AUGGAAAAUCUAUCGAGCAGGACAGUUUUCACUACCAUUUUGUUGCAACUUUCGACGAUCUUGGUAUUUUUGGAGAUGAGUUUGGCAGGAAAUAUUCCUGCAAAUUUCGUUUUUGGAGAUUCUUUAGUUGAUGUUGGGAACAACAACUACAUUGCAUCCCUUUCAAAAGCCAAUUAUGUCCCAAAUGGAAUUGAUUUUGGGAAUCCAACAGGGAGAUACACGAAUGGAAGAACAAUUGUCGACAUUAUAGGCAAGCUUUCUACUCAUUCUGUCUUAUCGACCUGGCAGGAAUUAGGUUUAAAGGAUUUUACUCCACCAUACUUGGCACCAACCACAGCUGGAGAUGAGGUUCUGCAAGGUGUCAAUUAUGCUUCUGGUGGAGGAGGAAUUCUGAAUUACACUGGAAAGAUUUUUGGAGGUAGAAUUAACUUGGACGCGCAGAUGGACAAUUUUGCAAAUACAAGGCAGGACGUUAUCUCCAGAAUAGGAAGUCAAGCAGCAAUGAAACUGCUCGAAAAUGCCUUAUUUUCUGUUACAAUUGGUUCGAAUGAUUUCAUCAACAAUUACCUAACACCAGUUCUUUCAAAGCUUGAGCAAAAAUUAGUCACACCAGAAUCUUUUGUGGGAGCCUUGAUUUCAAGAUUCAGGAUUCAACUCACGAGGCUACAUGAUUUGGGCGCUAGAAAAAUAAUUGUGGCAAAUGUGGGGCCUAUUGGGUGUAUCCCAUAUCAAAGGGAGAUAAAUCCAUCUGCAGGGGAUAAUUGUGUGGCUUUUCCCAAUCAACUUGCAGAAAUGUAUAACAGCCAAUUGAGGGGCCUUGUAACAGAGUUGAAUACAAAUCUUCAAGGAUCAAAUUUCAUUUAUGCAGAUGUAUACCACAUAGUUGGGGAUAUUAUUCAGAACUACCAAUCAUAUGGAUUUGAGAAUGCAAAUUCUGCUUGCUGCUAUGUUGCUGGUCGAUAUGGGGGACUUAUACCAUGUGGUCCACCAUCAAAAGUUUGUGCAGAAAGAUCUAAGUAUGUUUUCUGGGAUCCAUACCAUCCAUCUGAUGCUGCAAAUUCCAUUAUAGCUAAGCGUCUAUUGGAUGGAGAUUCGACUGUUAUUUGGCCCAUGAAUGUAAGACAGUUAAUGAAAUCACAACCGUAG
Fraxinus pennsylvanica is the source of this 1146-nucleotide messenger RNA. NCBI's taxonomy places the organism in Eukaryota, Viridiplantae, Streptophyta, Magnoliopsida, Lamiales, Oleaceae. The record is from the annotation of a GenBank genome assembly.